Molecule: messenger RNA, 11173 nt
Organism: Lutzomyia longipalpis
Lineage: Eukaryota; Metazoa; Arthropoda; Insecta; Diptera; Psychodidae
Gene: Tomosyn
Product: syntaxin-binding protein 5
Exons: 23
Coding region: 1335-5591 (1418 amino acids)
Biological process (GO): regulation of exocytosis; regulation of protein secretion
Cellular component (GO): SNARE complex; plasma membrane; cytoplasm
Molecular function (GO): GTPase activator activity; syntaxin binding; myosin II binding
Source: RefSeq, a predicted model, not a curated record
UUGUACAAGUGGUCACUGUAUGAUGUGGGAACUUCAGGUGUAAAAAAUUUCUGCGGGAAAACUAGGAAAAAUCGUGAAAAUUAGCCGAAAAAAUUGUGAAAAAGUCGGCAAAUACGGUGCAAAAGGAUCCCCAGAGUGUGUUGCGAGUGUAAUUUGUGGAGGCAUUGUGUGGCAAGGUCAGGAAAAAGUGCUGGUUGGCUGAGAAAUUCUGCGCACCUCCAAAACAAGAGAAGGAAUUUUGUGAAAAGGCGCAGAGAUUUUGCGCUGCGCUGGAUUUUUGCGAAAAUUGGGGUCGUGCUCCAACGUCAGGCUCACCAGGAGAGGAUAUAGUUGCCACAUACAGAGUGAGCUGCCCCCAAGGCUAUCCUACUCUCGUACGUCACCUUGCCAGUGGAGCGUGAGGGAGUCAGCUGGUGAGCUCAUCUUCUUCGUGUGUGCGCCGCAGCUCCCCACGGAAGGAUACGCGCGCGAGUUUUCCCCUUUUCCACGGAGAGCCGUGUGUGUGUGAGAGAGUGCUGUGGAAAAUUCUUGGUAGAGUAGAAGCCCGCACAGCUAGACAUUGCAGUGUUCGUGGUGAUUCUAAAGCGUUCUUAUCAUGUCCCACUUCCGUGUUGGCGACAGUUGUUUCAUCAUCAUCAGUGUCUGUUGACCGUCACCUGGAGAAACAACACCUCCUGCCCGUGCUUGGGUGCCCCGUGGAGGGCAACAAAGGACACUCUUUUCGUGUGAAUACAGUGCUUUUUUCCACCACAAAAAACGACAAGAAAAAUCCUCUUUAUUUGUUCUUUGAUUCCAUUCCACAUUCCCGCCCUUUGCUCCACAUCUUUCCCUUUUUUUUGUUGUUGAGAAAAUCCAGAAUCACACUUUUCUUCCUUCUCCCAGCAAAAGUAUCCUUCUAAAACAUUCGCCCACCCAUUGAGGCCACUCACAGAGAGGAGCUUUGCUGCACAUCCUGCGACGAAGGAAACCAGGGCAAGUCCGUUGUAGGGCGACACAAAACCACCCUCUACACACUGCUGCGGAUAUGCUGAGCUGCUGGUCACACUCACGGACAAAAUUUCUGCACUGAAACACACUGAUUUUUCGCCACAAUCGAUUUUUCAUCCAAAACGGAAUCCCAACUCUUUGGGGGUGUUCAUUUGAAAUUUACGCGCCCCCGCGGGCGGAAGUGAGCACACACAGUGUGCUUUUUUCGUGCCACAGACACUCAAAUUGCACCCCACAUUCGUGAGACUUCCUCCCUCUCCCACACAACACCGUUUCAGCAGCAGCAGCAGCAAAGAAAAAAAAAUCAAUCAAGACUGUCGCAAUUUUUCCCAUAGCACCGUGGCACCAUGAAGAAGUUCACGUUCAAAGGUGUCCUCGAUGGAUUUCGGUCGACAGUGCAGCAGCAGAGUAAGCCCGAGCAGGAGAUUCAGGAGUCCCUGCGUCCAGAUCACUUCCAAAUAAAGAGGACCUUCCGUCAUGGAUUUCCUCAUGCUCCGACUGCCCUUGCUUAUGAUCCUGUGCAGAAGUUGCUUGUGAUUGGAGACAAAACUGGAGCACUACGAAUACUCGGGAAGCCUGGAGUUGAUGUCUAUGUACGACAUGAGGGUGAUUCUGCAUGUGCAGUGACUAACAUAGAAUUCCUAGUGAACGAAGGUGCUUUUGUAACUUCCACUGCUGAUGACUCCCUACAUUUAUGGAAUUUUCGCCAAAAGAGUCCUCAAGUAGUACAAAGCUUAAAGUUUCAGCGAGAAAGAAUAACAUGCCUCCAUCUACCUGUCGCAAGCAAAUGGCUCUACGUGGGUACGGAAAAAGGCAACAUACACGUUGUGCACAUUGAAUCGUUUGCACUGAGUGGCUACAUUAUCAAUUGGAAUAAAGUCAUUGAACUAGUGAGGACAACGCAUCCCGGAUCUGUCGUUCAGUUGUGCGAUAAUCCUUUGGAUGCUAAUAAAUUGCUGAUAGCGUACGAGUCAGGGCAAAUAGUAUUAUGGGAUAUGCGAGGUAAAUAUGCGGAAUUGCGGUGGCAAUCAUCAGAACCUCUGAGAUCAGUUUCGUGGCAUCACGAGGGGAAACAUAUUGUGUCUUCCCAUACGGAUGGAUCACUCUGUACGUGGCCUUUAAGAGCAACACCAAAGCCCCAAUUCCACUCAUAUCCACAUGCGAAAACGACGAAAGAAGGCAAAUUAGAAUCCUGUAAACCCAUACAUAAAGUGGAACUGAAGACAUCAAAGACAGGGGAAACUUUCACAAUAUUCUCGGGGGGCUUGUCGAUGGAAAAGGGCGGAAAGUCACCGUGUAUCACAGUGCUUCAAGGCAAAGCGACCACAGUUUUAGAGAUGGAGCAUCCUGUGGUAGAUUUUAUAACGAUAUGUGAAAGUCCGUGGGCUAGUGAUAUGCAAGAACCUUAUGCAAUAGCUGUGCUGUUACAAAAUGAUUUAGUUUUAAUAGAUUUAUUGACUCCUGGUUUUCCAUGUUUUGAAUCGCCUUACCCAAUGGACCUUCAUGAAUCACCCGUUACAUGUUGCACUUAUUUAUCAGAUUGUCCUUCGGAUCUAGUUCCAGCAUUUUAUUCGGUUGGUCGGAAUCCAGGGAGCAGGAGGACGGGAUUCUCAGAUAGAGAAUGGCCACUGUCGGGCGGCGAAUGGGCACCGGCAUCGUGUAGCUACUCAGAAAUAAUUAUUACCGGCCACCAAGAUGGUUCUGUUAAAUUCUGGGACGCUAGUGCAGGAACUUUACAAAUUUUAUACAAACUGAAAACGGCCAAAAUAUUCGAAAAACCAAGAACAAAAUCAGUGGACGGAUCCGAUGAUGACCCAUUAGCUAUUCAAUUAAUGACGCUGUGUGCCGAAUCAAGGAGAAUGGUUAUUGCUGGUGCCAGUGGACAUGUGAUACUUUUUAAAUUUAGAAAGGUUGAAAGCACAUCAGAUCUUCUGGUUCUGGAGAUUCCUAUAACGUAUGAGAAUUUUGAGGAGGGCGAAGGUAGUCCUGACUAUGAGUUUGUACCACGACCCCUACCAAAGCAGGGUGAAUCGUCGGAUGUGGAGCGGAAAAAUGAUGGCAUGUUGCGGGUGCGACAGGGGCCACAGCGAAAACCACCAGGAUUCCAAGCACAACUCGUAUGCCUCACACCUUGGACAAAUAGCAGUCAUCCGGGACAGAUUACAGCUGUAGCGAUAAAUUCAAACUAUGGAUUAAUGGCUUAUGGGAAUGAGUAUGGACUUGUGAUUGUAGAUUAUGUACAGAAAAUAUGUCUUCUCAACGUGGCAAGUCCGGACUUGUAUGGGGCACAAGAUCCAUAUUCGCGUGCGCCACGUAGUCCAAAGCGUGUCGAUCCAGCUGGUUUUCGGGAUGAACCAACACGUUCACCUAGUAUAGAUCAGUUACCUGAGUUGUCGAGUAGCCCACAAAAGACACCGUCAAUGCCAUCAUCGUUACCAUUGGAGAGUAGCCAGAAUUCCUCGAGGGCACCAUCCCCAGCAAAUGAGGCUCUGGAGGUGACGCCGGUGCCGAAUGAUGAGUCAAUUACGCCCGAGGAUGUGGGUAGGGGUACCGUAGAGGUGGGGCAGGCAAGAAGAAAAUCAUCAUCGUGGAAGGCAUUCAAUAUCAAGCGACAAUUGAGUAAGGUUGAUUCAAAGAUACGCAAUACAUUUGGUACGAGUGGUGAUGCGUCAACGGGCGGUGGUGGCGGUGCCAAGAGGGGUUCGGUAUUCUAUUGUGGCGCCACGGAGGGUGUUCCACUUUCACCUGUAGAAAUUUCCCCGGACAGUGAUCCAAAGUCCACGUCAACGGACACGGAACAAGAUAAAUCGGACUAUGUGGAACAAAUUGAAACGGAAAUUGUUCAGAGUCUCGAUGAGGUGGCAAAUCAGAGAUGUGAAACUGUCGAAAGGGAGAUUGAGAGGCAACAUCAUGAGGUUCAGAGGACAUCGCCAUGCCCGCCGGGGGUAGCACAGAGUGUACCAAAAAGUAUUCUGCAACAGGCGGAAAUUAAUUCGGUGCGUGAUCACAAACGUGUUGAAUUUAUCGAAGAACCCGUCCAGAGGGUAACACUUGUCUCACCAACUGAGGGUGCUAGGCUAUCUAGGCCAUCGGAUCUACCCUUAUUCACUGAUGACGAUCAAGCUGGACCCGUUGCACCGCCACGUGGUAAAAAGAAGGAGAAACAGAGACUUCUAUCCGUGCCAAAUAUCAAGUAUAGUAAGCAAGAAAGUAGUGGACAGAAUUUUAAGGAUCUCAGGGGAAAGGGUGUAGCGAGUGUUGGGGGUCGUGGUGGUCAUGAAGCUGGAUCGGCAUCUACCUCCUCAUUUGCUGGCAAUUUAAUGAGGCGUUUCAGCCGAGUAGAUAAAUUGGAUAGUUCAUUUUCCCGAUCACGCUCUUCGUCGAUGUCUAGUUUAGAAAAUAUAUCUUCCGAGGCUGUUCAAUGCUUAGCAUUCGCAGAUAGUUAUACAAAAAAGAGUGAUCCAUCAACAUUGCAACCUACCCUAUGGAUUGGUACAAGCCUUGGGUCAGUUCUCACAAUUUCAAUAACCCUCCCGGAUACUGAUAACCGAAAAACCAAUCCUGUGGUUGUCUCAAUUCUGGGAGGACCUAUCUUUCGACUAAAGGGUGCCAUUCUGUCUAUGUCGUUCUUGGAUUACAAUGGGGCCCUUGUACCUUAUACUUAUGAAGCAUGGAAGGAUGAAAAGCAAUCAGAGAAAAGAGACAAUAUUGUAUCUGUUGCAGGAACACCCACGAAAAAUCCCAACCGAAUGAGUCCAACUCUAUCUGGCAAUCAGGACUCCUUCAGUGAUCGGCAAUUUAUUGUGAUUACGAGUGAAAAGCAAGCACGGGUCGUGGCACUUCCAAGUCAAAAUUGUGUCUACCGACAGCAAAUUGCGGAUACUGAUUAUGUGAUUAAGGCAGAGAUUAUUAGCUUUAGGGAUAGCGUUUGUUUAGUUUGCUACUUGUCGACUGGCCACCUUAUGGCAUUCAGCUUACCCAGUCUUCGUCCACUCAUGGACGUGGAUUUUCUUCCAUUGGCUGAUUUGAGCUUUCAGACAAAAUGUAAGCAAGGAAUUGUAGAUCCAAUGCUCUCAAUUUGGGGUCAGCAACUAAUUGUCCACGAGGAUACUAACCAGAUUUCCAAGACAUUCUGCUUUAGCAAUAAAGGUCAUGGGUUGUAUUUGGCAACACCCACCGAAUUGCAAAAAUUCACUUUGUGCGUCGACUUUUGUACUCAAUUCACGAAUGAGAUGAUGUGCGAGCUAUUCCAGGCACAUGAUAUGCCAGAACAACCAAAAGAGAGCUUUUUCAAGGGCUUAUUCGGCGGUGGAUCUCGCAGUUUGGAUCGUGAAGAAUUAUUUGGAGAGUCGAGCGGUAAGGCGAAUCGUUCAGUGGCAAAACACAUUCCGGGACCGAGUGCCAAUUUGGAGGCAUUGGGGGCGCGUGCUAAUACAGCCACAUCAGAAAUUGCUCGCGCCCAUCAAUUGGCCAUGGAGCGUGGGGAUAAGCUGAGUCAGCUUGAGGAUAGAACGGAAAGGAUGGCCAAUCAAGCACAAGAAUUUAGUGGCACCGCACAUUCUCUUAUGCUAAAGUACAAGGAUAAGAAGUGGUAUCAAUUAUAAGGAGAAACCCAACACAAUGUACCCAUUAAGUGCAACAAUUUGCUCCCCUUUUUACCCGCAUAGAGGACAAACCAAAAAUAUAUUUUCCGUUUUAGACGAAAAUUAAAUCUAUUUCUAUUUUACUUUAAUGUUUUUUUCUUUCCUCUUAAAUAAAAAUUUGGUUUGUCCACAUAAAAUUACAUAAUAAAUAAAAAAAUGCAAAGAAAUACCAUUGAAUGGCGCAAAAAUUCAUUGUCGCAGUACUCUCGAAGAAAAAGAAUAAAAAAAAAAAAAGAAACUUCUGCAAAACUAUAUUCAUCAAACUUCCAUCAUUCAUUGACGAGAAGGUGUGUUCGGGAUGGAGUUGAAAAAAAAAUUACAAUGUGUAAUUUAUAUGUAAAUUACAUAUUGGUAAUGUUAUAAUUUUCACCUGUCAAUUUUAAUUAGAUUCUUAUGAGAAAAAAAAAACUAUAUUAACUAUUAAAGAAAAAAAUAUAUUGGAUAUGAAAUAUCUCUUCUCGGUCUAUUAGUUACAAGAGAAAAAAAACUAUUGAUAAUGAAGUAUUUAUGAAAAAAAAUGAGAAAAAUACAAAAUGAAAAAAUAUUAUUAAUGAAAAAAAUGGAUAUAAUCUAUUGGAAAGAAAAAGAGUAGAAAUUGUCACUAAUACGGUACACGUGGGUCACCCCUUUGGGAGAUCCCAAAAUCAAUUAUUACGGUGAAAAUGGUGAAAAAAAAUAAUAUAUCUACAAUAUAUAUACACAUAUAUAUACAUAUAAAUUUAUAAAACUGUAUUGCAUAAUUUUUAUCAAAAUGAAAAAGAUGAUCACUAUGAAAAAAAAAUAAUGAGACGGACAGAGAUUAUAUAAAAUAUAGAUGAAAAAAAAAUUGGAAGUUAAUACAAUAAUUGUAUCUCAAGCUGUGGUGCAUUUUCUUCAAAAGAAAACCAAACACACACUCCCUCACGCUUGAGUCGAGACAGUCUUUAAAAAAAAUAUAUUCGUUCUUUUUUAUGUAAAUAUACAAAACAAAUGAGAAGAAGAAGAAAAAAAUGUGAGCUGACGGAGAAAGUUGAUAAAUUAGUUGGUAGUGAUGUAAAAGUCUUUAAGAAAAGUGAAAAAAAAUAAACUUAUAGGCAUCUAUUAUGACAAAAAAAAAGAGGUAAAAAAAACUACAUAUGCAGAGAAAUUAUAUUUAGAGGAGAAAAAAAAAUACCAUACAUUUGUAGGACAAGAAUGAUGAAAAAAAAUGAUCAAACAAAUAGCACUUUUAAAUACAAGAAAGAGGUAUAUAUUGUAUCAAAAAAAAAGAAGUUCUAAACAAAAAAAAAUGAGAAUAACUGAGGCUUUGGAAUGAUGAGAUUUAUUUUAGAACAGAGAGAUAAAUAGCAUUCUUUCCACAUACACAGAUAACUUUAAAACAAGAAAAAAACAACAUAAACUCAUCAUACCGAUGAAGGAAAAUCUCAAAAAUCACUCAAAGAUCACGUUUAAAAAGAAGAAGAAAAAACUACUUGUAAAUAAUGUUCAGAGAUAAAUUUAUUGAAUAUUGUUAAAUAUUCUUAAUCACACAAAACACAGAGUUUAAAAGGAUGAAUAAAAAGCUCGAAGUUUGUAAAAGUAAAAAAAAACAACCCACUGAGAGGAGAAUCACGGAGAAAAUAUCAAAAAAGUGAAAUAUUUUGUAAAAAAAAAGAUAUUGUGAUAUUUGACAAAGAUAAUUCUCCCUUUCUUUAUGCAUCGCGCUCCUGUAUGUUGUAGCUUUUAUUGGUUAAAUGUUUUAAUCUCACGAAAAUCCUUCAAUUUUAUACGUUUUAUUUUUGACGAUUUUUACCUAUCAUAUCACUCUUAAUAAAACUUUGGUUAAUAUACCGCUGAAAUUAUCAGCCGAAAUUCAGCCGGAUUAAGAACGAUUCAAAUGGUCAAAAACGUUGAAGUUUUUCGGUCAAAUGUAUAAAAAGCAGUCAAAAGGAAAGAAUCAAAUAGUCAAAAGCACAGAAGUUAUUCAAUGAAAAGAAGAUAAAAAAAAACUUGAAACAUAGGGGUAGAUUCUGAUACAAAUCUUUUCUUUUCUUUCCUUAUAGUUCGUUAAUUAUAAGAUUUUUGGUAUUCUUUUCCUUGGCUUUUUAAAAAUAUUUUGACCUUUCUGGAACAAGACGUUCUUUGUUUUUCUUUUAUUGAUUUAUCAGAGGAUGAUGAAUCAAAUAUCAAAGCUAAUAAUUCAAUUUUUCAAUUGAUUAUACUAAUUAAAAACUUUUAAAAUUUAUUAAUGAAAUUUUAAAAUGUUUUUUAUUGUUUUAUUUCAACAAUAUGAUUUCUUAACGCGUCUAUCUAACGUAAAUUUGAGUUAUUUUUAUUAACAUAGAAAUCUCUUGGUUGAUUUCAUGCCUGAAGAAGCUUAUAUUCUUUUCGAAACGUCGCCUGAAAAAUGAAUUUAAAGGAAAGAAGAAGAAGACUCAGAUCUGCUUUUUCAAAAAAUCUUUUUUUUUUAUAUCUUUGAAACUUUCUAAUUUUUCUAUGCUAUUUUGAGUUUUAUUUAUGUUUUAUGUUUAAAUUAAAAAAAAAUACAUAAAAAGAGUUCUCAAGCAAAAUUGCAGGAGAAUCUCACGCGAAUUCAAGAGAAAGAAAUAAUGAUUUUCUUUUCAAGAAAUUGAUGGAUUUUCGUGGGGUAUAGCUUCUCAAUUUUUGCAUAUCCUAUCGCGCUAAAAUACUUCAUUAAUACUGCACUCUUAACACUUAAACCUUUUGCAUAUCUUCCAUACGAAACAUAUUGCAUAAAAAACUUGUACAAUUUCUAUCACUUCUUUUUGUGUCUUUUAUGUGUGUGUCUUGUAAUUGAGGAACAACCAACAAAAAUAAAAAAAGAACCAUUCCCAAAAAAAAAUCCCUUUUGCAGCAUAUCAUGAAGAAACCAAAAUGCAAACUAAAUUCUUUUAAAAAGAAAAAUCAAGAAAAUUCUCACAAAGAAAAAAAUCUUCUCUGGUAAUAAAUAGGCACAAGAACUUUUAGCUAUCAAAGUGUGUGGAGAAAAAAAUGUUCAUAGGUGGGAAGUAAACGUGUAAAUAAUAUACAUACAUAGUAGGAAUUUCGAUAGGGAGAAAGACAUUUAAAUUAGAUGAAGAAAAAGGAGAGAAAAAAUGUAGAUAAAAUGUGAAAAUUAUUAAUAUUAUAUAAAAUUAAUGCAAAGAGGACACAGUGAGAAAAACUCGUUAAAAUAUAUCUGUGGUUUCAAAAUCCAUACACUGCAUGGGGAUGGUUCAAUUUGUGAAGCGUACGAACUUUUUUAGAACCAUGCAGUGUGGCAAAACUAACUUAUAUACAUACAUAAAUGGUUAAAACUAGUGGACAAUUUUGAUGACAAAAAAAUGCAUUGAAUAUUUUUUAUUAGAAAGCCAAUGCAAAAUGAAUUAGACACAGUAGAAAAGAGAAAGACGCAUAAAUUUAAAGAGAGAAAAAUUAGAGAUUAGAAAUAGUUAAAUAUUGCAGUGAAAAAAAAUGUUGUUGAACUUUUUUUUUAUUUCUUACAAAAAGUAUAUUUUUUGACGAUGGAAGGAGAGUUGGUAAAAGGGAAAAGGAUAAAAGAAUAAAAAUUGAGGCCAGAAAUGUGGCGUUUUUCGAAUGUUUCUUAUCUGUUGUCUUUUAGGCUAAUGUUGAUUAGAAGAAGCUACAAAAAAGCAUACCUUGUUACUUUUAUGCUGUUUGGAAUGCUGUUUAAUUUACACUGCCAUCAAAAAGUUACUGGACAAGUAGAAAUUAGGGAUUUUUUAAAAGGAAAAUUUUAUUUAUCCAAAAAUGAACCGUUUGACCGAUUUUGAUUAUUUUGAAAGUUUUAGAAAGGGGAAUGACCUUUUCUUUAGAAAGCAAUUUGACAAAAUCGGUUCAUUACUAAUUAAGUUACAAGCAAAUACUUUUAUCAAAAUAAUUCUCAAAUUCAGCUUUUUUUAACCCAUUUCUUACAUUUGUUAUUUAUGAUUCGACUGAGAAAACUUUUUUUAACCCUUGAGAAUUUUGCUGGCCAUCGUGGCCAAUUCGAGUCUUCAAAUUGUCAUAGAAUUUAAAUCUACUGAACAUUCCGACAAAUUUUUUUUUAAUCCAAAAUUUUAGCUUGUCUGGAAACUUUUGAAUGGUAGUGUAGGGUAGUGAAAAAACAUCCCAUCGUUUUAUUCAUUACUUUUCCCACAUUUUUCAAACAAAAACUAUAUAGCUUUAUUUCCUUCCUACCUUCCUCCCACAACUUCCGACCUAUAGCCAACUCUAUAAUAUAUAAACUACAUAGCUAGCUUUCAAUUUUUAGAUAAAAUAUUUUUGGUGCCACGUAAAUGGAUGAAAGUGACAUAUCUCUCCGAUAAAAAAAACUUUUUUUUUACCCCUCCCAACCACCUCAAAAUAUUUAUUAGAGAAAAAAUUGAGAGUGAUUUAUUUCAGAGUGAUAGAGCAUUUCCUUCAUCGAUAUUUUGGGUCAAAAUAAUAUAUAUAUAUAUAUAUAUAUAUAUAUAUAUAUAUAUCAUCUGAUUUUGUACAAAUGGGAGCAAAAUAGCCUGAAAGAAUAAUAUUUUGAGUAAAAACUAUUCAAGAAAAAAAAGAAAUAUUUAAUGUAAUUCUGGAGAAAAUAUUCUUAUUCGCUAAUUUAAAAAAAAAAGAAUGAAAGUUAAUUAAAUCUAAAAAAUAUAUCCUUUUAGAUUUAAAUAUUUGCUUCCAGAAUUGCGGUUUUAUGUUGUUUAAUUAGUUUUUUUUUAAAUUACAAAAGAAAUAAAAAUUAUGAAGAAAAGCUCCCAAAAAAUGGGAUUUAUCGUUGAAGAAAUUAUUAAAUUUUUUGUUAUUAAAAUUUUGACUUUUUUUUGUUUGUUAUUUUUCUUCUCUCAAAAGACCAUGCCGAUAUGUUUUAUUGUGCGCCACAGAAAUGUUUGUUCAGCAAAGAGAAAAAAAAGUGGAAAAAAAUACCAAAUGGCAAUGGAAGACAAUAAUUACCAGCAGCAUGAGUUACCUAUAGUAAAAAAAAAAAAUGAAAGAUUUAUUGAAAAGUGCAUUAUUUCACAAUUUUUUUCAAUAUAUACUAAUUUUUAUUUUAAAGAAAAAAAAAUGAAGAAGAAAAAAUAGUAAAAACCUUUCUAGUCUCUGCAUUCUAAGUCUACUCCGCCCCAUGGAGUCUUUCUUGUUGUGUCCAUUGUAAAAGAAAUAAAAAAAAGAAGAGAAAAGUUCUUAUAUUGCGUCUUCCGGGUGUAAAUUCUAAUUAAAAAAAAAUACCUUUAAAAAAAAAUAAAGAGAAGAAGUACUUUUAGCCAAAUUGUUUGCCUGACUUUUCUCCUUAGUUUUUGUACUUUGUUUCUUUGUUUAACUUUGAUUCUUAGCAAAAAUGAAAAGAGCUGAAUUUUUGCAAAAAAAGGAGAAGAAAAAUGGAAGAAUAAAAAAAUGAGAAGUUUGAGAGAAAAAUGUUUUUUAUGUAAAUUAUUAAUUAUUUACAUUUUUGUGAUUGUGAUACAUUGCUGAUGGCAAGAUGACAUUGUAUGGCAAGGCCGUGAAAGAGAUAUAAAAAAAAUGAGAGAAUUGUAGAAUUCGGUGGAGUUUUAAUGUGCAAAUACAGCCUUUUUGUUGUAAAAAAAAACUAA